AUGGAAGGCAAGAAGUACGACAUCCUGCUGCUUGGCAGCACGGGCUACACGGGCCAAAUGGUAUUAGAAUAUUUUUUGAAAAACUACCAAAGGGAGAUCUCCAGUGGGGACUUAAAACUCCUGUGUGGUGUCAGAAGUACAGAAAAGUUUAGCAACAUUUUGUUAAGAAUGCAACAAAAGGAUGGUGUCACGUGUAGUGAAAUGAUUGACACGAAACAAUGCGAUGUGUGUAACUACGAUUCCAUUUUAAGUUGUUGCAAUAUGUGCAGAGUGGUCAUCAGCACCGUGGGUCCAUAUGCAAUAUACGGGUAUAAUAUUGUUAAGGCAUGUGUUGCAGGAAACUGCCACUACGUAGAUGUGUGUGGUGAGCACACGUUCAUGUUGAACAUAUACAAGGAAUUCAACGAGAUUGCGAAGAAGAAAAAGCUAAAAAUUAUUCACAGCGCCUCUUUCAUUUCAGCCAUUAGCGAUUUGGGAACAUUUAUAAUUCAAGAGGAGUUUUUAAAAAGGUACAAACAGCCAUGUCCAUAUAUUCGAAUAAGACUCUCUGCGGAAGGCAGUGAGUUUAGAACGGUGGGGAAAACGACCAUAAAAAGUUUUUUACAAUUCAAAAAGGACGUUAAAAAUGCCUACAAUGAACAUUACUUGUGUGAAAGUAAACAUGACAAAGUGGUGAAUGAUGAGGCGAGUUGUUAUUUACUAGAAAAGGAAAAAAAAGAAAAAUCAUUUUUCGACUAUGAGGAAGAAUUUGGAUAUUGUUUUGGUACAAAUUAUUCGAGAGCAGAAGAAGCCUACGUUUUGUGGUCAAAUUAUUUGCUUAAUUAUAGGUAUGGGAAAAAUUUGAUUGUGAGUUAUCAGCAUUAUGACGCACACUUGACGACCCCCAUGUACGUUUUGAGGAAAAUUUUUUCUACUGUGAAGAAUUUGUUUAGUAGCGUGGUGGCGCUUGCGCUGAGGCCGUUCGGCUUGGGAAAUUAUUUGGCGAACAAGUACGUGGACUGGUUGCACAAGCCGAAGACAGCGGCCGAGUUGAGGAAGGCCUUUUGGUCUUGCGCUGUGGUUGGGCAAUCCUGCGUGGGGGUAAGCAGUUCUUCGGAGGGUGCCCAACCGGAUAGCAGCAACCAGGAGCGGAAGAUCUUCCUCCACUUGAGCGGAAAGAAUGAAGACCCGGGAUAUCUCCUAAGCGCCAAAAUUAUUUCGGAAUCGGGGCUGUCAUUAUUGAAGUCUACUACGUUACCCGACACCUUUGGAGUCGUUUCCGUGUCCGUUGGCCUCGGCCAAGUGGUAGUGGAGCGGCUUCGAAAGGCCUCGCUCGACAUGCGCAUUGAGGUGUGA
Plasmodium fragile is the source of this 1335-nucleotide messenger RNA. RefSeq lists its product as uncharacterized. Bases 1 to 1335 code for a protein of 444 amino acids. Gene Ontology annotation, biological process: glycolipid biosynthetic process. The transcript has a single exon. Gene Ontology annotation, cellular component: mitochondrion; plasma membrane; lipid droplet. Lineage: Eukaryota; Apicomplexa; Aconoidasida; Haemosporida; Plasmodiidae. The record is from RefSeq and is a predicted model, not a curated record.